Loa loa (African eye worm) is the source of this 684-nucleotide messenger RNA. Its product is annotated as pyruvate kinase. Gene Ontology annotation, molecular function: magnesium ion binding; potassium ion binding; pyruvate kinase activity. Gene Ontology annotation, biological process: glycolytic process. The transcript is spliced from 5 exons. Gene Ontology annotation, cellular component: cytoplasm. The record is from RefSeq and is a predicted model, not a curated record. Bases 1 to 684 code for a protein of 227 amino acids. NCBI's taxonomy places the organism in Eukaryota, Metazoa, Nematoda, Chromadorea, Rhabditida, Onchocercidae.
AUGAUAUUUGUUCCUGCGCAAGCGGAAGUAGAACUGAAAAAAGGAGCAAAAAUCAAGCUCACGACAGACAAGGCUGUAGCUUCGAAAUGCAGUGCUGAUGAAUUAUAUGUCGACUAUGAGAACAUGCCAAAAAUUCUGAAGCCUGGGGCGCAUGUGUUCAUCGACGAUGGACUCAUUUCAGUAGUGGUGGAUAGCAUCCAGGGUAAGAAUAUAAUGUGUACGAUCGAGAAUGGAGGCAAAUUAGGUAGCAAAAAAGGGGUCAAUCUUCCUGGUACUAAGUGCGACUUGCCUGCCGUUUCCGAUAAAGACAUUAAAGAUUUAAAAUUCGGUGUCGAACAGGGUGUUGAUAUGAUAUUUGCAUCGUUUAUUCGGAACGCUGAAGGCGUACGUACAAUCCGGCGUAAUCUUGGCGAGAAAGGAAGAUUUAUUAAAAUUAUAGCAAAGAUUGAAAAUCAAGAAGGCAUUGAAAACGCAGAUGAAAUAAUCAGAGAAGCAGAUGGAUUAAUGAUAGCACGCGGUGAUUUGGGUAUUGAAAUUCCCACUGAGAAAGUAUUCGCAGCGCAGAAAAUGCUAAUCGCACGAUGCAAUGUGGUCGGGAAGCCCGUGGUGUGUGCUACUCAAAUGCUUGAAUCAAUGACUAAGAAGCCAAGACCUACUCGAGCUGAGGGUAAGUUAAUGCAUUAA